UAACACAUAACAGAUAACCAAAUUCUUGAAUCUUAAAAAAAAUUUUAAUUCGAGCAUUUAGUGAAUAUCAAAUUAACUAAUAUCCCACCCGUAGGACGGGCCGACCCUAGUAUGGUAUAUAGGAAAUUGGUCUGUAUGAAUAUGAAAAAAACACUAAUUAAUUAUAUACCAAUUUUCCUAGUACGUUUAUACCCGGCUUCAUUUUGAUAUAAUAAUUCUAUUUUACCCCUUAACAUAACUGAGGAAACUUAAAGAAAAUAAAAAAAUAAAACUUCCUAAUAAUUACCUGUCAAAAGUUAUUCGUGGCUCUUUAAUAUUCAUCCACCUUUUGCAAAUAUUUUUCUUUUAUUUUGAGAAAGUUGAAUCUGUUCCUUUUUAGAUUUGUAGGAUUGUUGAUGAAAUUAUCUAUGUAGAAUUUUUGGAAAUAUUUUAUGAUCGAAAAGUUUCUCCCAAAAUUCUAACUUUUCUGUUUCCAAAACCGUCUGCCGCAGUUACAGCCGAUGCGGCGAGGAGCAUCACCUAGGCCGACGACUUUACGGCUCUGUGCAUCCAUCUUCUCAAUUUGAAAUUUUUCAUUGAGUGAAGACGAAACGUGAAAAUUUGUAAAUUUCGAUUUUGCAUUCGAAGACGAGGAAAGAGAUGCACAAAGAAUGUAUUUCUAUACUAUUUUAUGAAAUGGACUAGAUUGUCUUUCCUUCAAAUUUGACUAUUCUCUUAUUUUUCAUGUUUAUUAAUAUAUAAUGUAUUAUUUACUAUGUUAUAUUUCAUUUGAUGCUUGAAAAAGAGGGUUCAAUUUUCUUCGUUGUUGUUUCAUGUUCUAAUGAUAUGAGCUUUGUAUUGAUGCAUGUACGUGUUUUAUAUUGAUGUGUAAAUGAUUUUGUAAAGAGAAAUAUCAUACUAAACAUAAAUGGAAUAUAAUUUAUUAUAACAUCAAAUAAAACAUAAUACUAUGUGAUGUUGAAUAUAAUGAUAUUCAUACGAUAUUGUCUUUUCCAUCUCUUUUCUCUAAUGUCGUUAGUUUUCAUUUAUUUUUCUACAGUCAAUCUUAAUUUGUGGUCAUCAUUAACUUCUUCUGUGCAAUCAUAGACAUUUUAUCAUUUCACCAAUAUGUAUUAUUUUAUAUUCAUUUUGUUCCAUUCUAUUUGAGUUUAAGAUUUAUUUUUGAAUUUGAGGUUUAUAACUGGGUUUAGGGUUUAGUGGUUAAGAUUUAGGGUUUAGUAUUUGGAAGGUGGAAGUUGAUAUUGAGGUUAUCAUUAAUUUAUUUCAUGUAAUUAUAGUCAUUUCAUCAUUUCACCAAUAUGUACUAUGCUACUAUUUAUUUUAUUCCAUUUUAUUUGGGUUUAAGGUUUAUAUUUUAGUAAUGUUUCAUAUCAUGUACUAUCCAUAUUUUGAUAUUUGUGUUAGAGUUUAUAUUUCCUUUUGGGAUUAGUGAUUAGUUUUUUGGGUUUAAUUUAUGUAAGGUUUGAGAUGAAGUUUAGAGUAAGCACUAACUCAUUCCAUGUAAUCAUGGACAUUUCAAAAUUUGAACAAUAUAUGCUAUGCUAUUUCGUUUGUUACUAUUCUAUUUUAAUAGUGAUUCAUAUAUACAAUAUGCAUAUUUUGAUAUUAUAGACGAAUGGGGUUGACAUUUGGGGCCAACAUUACCACAAUUCAUGAAACCAUAACCAUAUCAAAAUUUGAGGUAGAUGAUAGAUUGUCUGUAGAUUGCAACUACAUUUUUAAGUUUUCUAUUCUAUAUGCAUCAUGUAAAAUAGAAAUGUAUCUACUAGUAUUUUGCAAUUUGAGUUUAGUUUAUAGAAUAUUUGAAUUGACAUAAGAUGAAAGUUUAUAUUUUCAUGUAGAGUAUAAUGAUUAUUAAAUAUGGUUUAGUUUAUGGAAGAUUGGGAUUGCAGUUGUAUUAUGGUUCAUAUGGUUUAUUGAUCAGUUGAUAGAGUUUUGUUCAUAUUCAAAGAAAUUGGGGUUUCUAUUGAUGUUGGUGGUUUAGGGAGUUGUGUAUGCUUAAUUUAAGGAAGUUUUGGGUUUACAUUGUAUUAGGGUUUACCUUUCCGUGUGGUGUUUAGUUCUUAGUUGAUGGGGUUUAAUUUAUUUCGGGAUCUAUACUUUUUUUCCAUAUAGAAUAGCAAGUAACUUCUCUUGUCCGUUAUGUUAACAUAAGUUAUGUAACGCAUACAACUAUAUCUACUCGUGUUGCAUCAUUUUCUUACAUCUUGUGUGUUAAUCAAAGUUGGACUACGCGCACGUAUAGUUAUAUGUCACAAAAAUAACCACGUCACAUAUCUUAGGAAUUUCAACUGGCAACCGUUAACAUAAAAGGACAUAACCGGAGAGAAUGUGAUAAAAAGUGACAUUUAGUUAUGUAAAAAUCAGUGCUACUCACUUAAUUUUACACUGAAAUAUGGUUGUUUCGCCAAUAAACUCAUAUACAUUAUAUUCAUUCGGACUGCAGGGAAGUCGCGGCCUAUAGGUGGAUACUAACGUAUUUUGCAAAAAGAACAUGAGUGUAUUUUUAUACAAGCAUCAGAAAAAAGAAACGAGAGUUUUUAUACAAGUAUCAGAAAAUAAUAUAACUACAGUAACCAAGAAGGGAAACAUAGCCUUAACUAAUUAUUACAAUUAAAAUAAGUUUUAUAGUCACAAAAUCAUAUAUCAAGGCAUAUAUUAAUUACAAUUAAACUAUGUUACGAAUUAUAUAGACACAUAUAUAGAAAUAGACGCAUAGAUAUUAAGGUUCUAGUUUAACGAAGUGGUAGUAUUCUAGUGGCAGUUUUUUAGGCUUUGGUAUUUAUUCACAUCAGUUUUAGAUUUGAUUUCCUAGUGGAAACUAAAUUAUCAUUACUUGACCAGUCUAGAUUUGAGAUUAAGCCCAAGUAGUUAAAUUAUCAUUACUUGACCAGUCUGGAUUUGAGGUUCAGCCCAAGUAGUUAACAAGAUGGAUCGUAACAGAUGAUUUGUUCAUCCACUGAUAUUAGUCGGAAGAUUCCAAACUUGAAUCAUGCAAUGUGGUAGUCGAUCCAUUCUAUAGCACUAAAUGUGUUUCUUUCGAAUCAGGUCAACCAAUGGAGUAUAUAAAAAAAUAUUAGUCAUCAAUGAUUACAAAUAAACUAUUUCAUAUUUUCCAUACCCAAAAUAUAUAUAGGACCAAGUUAUUACAUAAAUGACCAAGUUGUAGUAAACAGAAUGUAGCCACGUAUAAAUAUCAAGGUAUAUGAGUUCUCCAAAAUCAUGAAUAACUAUUCAUACUCAUUAAUUUGAUCAUGCACAAACCAUUUAUGGACGUGUUGUUACAAUAAGGUUAAUGUAGCCACAUUUAAUCCAAGAAAAAUAAUUAUUUAACAAAAAAAAUGUAGCCACGAUUUAUAAAGUCACUUUGAUAUAAGUAUUCUAAAGCUACGAGCCUAACUAAGACUAAGCUAAGCUGAAGUCUUUCCUAAAUACUUCAAUUAAAUAUGUUGUAUCUCAAUGAAAAGAAAAACGUUCAAAGAAGUGGAGAUAGGUCUAUAAUUCACAUAGUAAAGAGAAGAUCACUGUAUGCAAAAAUUCUUUUCUUUCUUUUUCUUUGUCAACUUAGUCCAAAAUCCUUAAAUUAUAAAAGAAAAAGGGUUAUAAGAGAAAAGGGUUCAUAAUAGAAGACUAUUUUCAUUCGGAUAUUUCCUACCACUUACAUAGAACUCAUUAUUUCAAACAUAAAGUCAUACAAAAUGUUUUACCAAAAAAAAAAAAAGUCAUACAAAAUUAUACAAACCAAAGAAUAUAAGUAAAACUAGGAGUUUUCAUGUGUAGAGACAAUAAUUUUAAUAGUUAUAAUGUUUUUUAAAAUUUAGUGUACAUUUGAUAUUAUUAUUUUUAUAUUUUCAUUUUAUCGGUUUGAAAAAAUCCUAAAUAUAUUUUUUGUAUUGUUUAUCUUUAUUUGGUUUAACUCUUUUAUUUUGAGUUUAUUUAAAUUUCAAUAGAGAUUACAUUACAUUUUAUUAAAAUAACUUUUUGAAUUUAUAUUAUAUUAUAUUCAAUAAUUAUUUCUUAGUUUAAUAUGCUUUAUUCUAAGUAUAUAAAUUUUAAUAAAUUUUAGAUUUUUUUUUAUUUUAGUUAAAAUAUGUUAAACGGGUAAAAAUAAUAUGUUAUAUAAUCUAAUAAACAGAUAAAUUUCAAUAAUUUUAAUCAUUAACUAUCAAUUUUUUUUAGUACGACGCUAAAGAGAGUAACUAUGGAUCAUGGCUCUGGCGCAAGUUGUGAAAACUUAGACCCAUUGCUUAUGAUUGUUUCAAGUAUGAGAUUAAAAAUGAACAUUAUGUUUUCUUUUGAUCUGAUAACUGGUUAGGUCUGGACAGACUUAUAGAAAUCAUAGGGGAUGUUGGGACAAGGUAUCUUGGAGUGAAUCAGGAAGCUACUCUCUCAGAAGCGGUCCACAACGCAGGCUGGAACUUGAGAGCGAGAAGCAAGAGAGUUUUUUCUCUGAUUUACCAAAAGAUUCAAGCAUUGCCAACGCCAGACUCUCUGUCUGGUCCUGAUAUACCAUUAUGAAAGCAUGGAACUGAUGACUAUAGACCAGUUUUUUCUUCUGCAAAGAUAUGGGAAUAUAUUUGCAUAAGCAAGGAUCAUCUCAUGGCACAACCUUGUUGGUUUUCACAGGGUAUUCUUCGUCAGUCUUUUAUGGUUUGGUUGGCAAUUAAAGACAGGCUGUCUACUGGUAUUAGGAUGAAACUUUGAAGAAUUAUUCAGGGUUGUAUCUUCUGUGGCGAGAGAAAUGAUGAUCGAACAUAAAUAAUUUAUUCUUCGCCUGUCCCUUCACCUUUGCUCUCUGAACGAAUGUUGCAGGAAGACUGUUUGGGACUUCCAUUACUCCGAAUUGAAAUGAUACAAUCAUAAGACUGCUGAUUCGCUCUUGGAAUAAUCUUAACACAUGCCGAAAAUGGCUGAAGAUGGUAUAAUUGUAUCGGAACAGUUAAAUUUCUAUUCAAAACCUUUUUUUUCUUAUAAUAAUAGUAAAAGUUUUAAAAAUAUAUAAAAUGAAGAAAAUAUUCUAAAUAAGAUAAAAAAAAUAUGAAUUCAAAAGAAAUUACAUAACCUUACGUUUUAUUCACGUUUUAUUCACGUAUAACUCACAUUACAUUUUAUUUAACUUUUAUAUAUUUCUGAGGGAAUUUUAUGUUUAUAAUAUCAAACAUAUUAAAACACACAUAUUUUAUGAUAAAUUAAAUAUAAAAUAUAUAUUUUGAAAAAAAUUGAGAACUUGAAAAGAGUUAAAUCUUUUUUCUUUUUCUUGAAAAGACUAAAAUCUCAUUGAAAUGUUUGUUGAAAAUAGAUUUGGACCGACUCUUUUUUUUUGUGCACCGACUCUAGGUUCAUCUAUACUAGAUGUUUAGUCACGGAGACAUACAAAAGAUAUCUACUUGUCAGAUACCAAAGGUAACAACAGAGAAAAAAAAUCGAAUGUUAGUUUGAUGAUAUACAGAUUCACUGCUUACAAUUCCAGAAGCAUAGACGAAACUUGUCUCAAGCUAUAAACUUAGAAAGAAGACAUAAGCAUAACUGCCUGUAUAUAUAUUUUUUUCCUUUUUUGAAAGCUUUUGCCAGUAUAUUUCAUUUUUGUAAUUAUCGACAUUUAAUUUUUUGGUAUUCUCUCACAGGUCACUAGACAGUGAAGUGUUGUUGUAGGAGAAUCCAUGUCGAGAGUAGCUUGGUUUUCACAUUGAAAAUCACUUUAACUCGUUCAUGCCAGCGUGCAAUAAAUUUUUUUUGUUUCAAAUUGAGUUGGAGACAAAACUAGUUAGGAACUCAAGUUACUCAACAGUGUCAUUAAUUCAUAUUUGGAUGGUUUGGACCCUAAAACAAAUCAAAGAUAAUAAGGAAUGAAUUUGUACUUUUCACACCGAUUAAUAAAAUAAAAAUAUGAGUAUAUUAGGGAGAUGUGUAAACGGGGAACUGAUUACUCCCUUUUAAAGACUACUUUGAGAAUAAAUUUUUUUUUUUGUCAACACUUUGAGAAUAAUUUAAUUUAAACAAAAGAAGUGUUGUCUAAACGCGAAUGUGGAAAUAAUUUAAUUGAGCUGCCUAAGUCAAUCAACCGUUGAAACGGAAAAGCUCAAGAAGAAUUUAGCAGCCACUGUAAAGGUAGAAAAAUAAAUUAUUCCAAACAUUGUUAAAAAUAAAGUUUAGUCCAAACGAAAAAAUUGAGUCAUAACUCAAAUAUAUGACGUCAGUUUAUCAUUCUCCUCUGUAUCUCUCUCCCUAUAUAUACACCCACAAUCUUCAUUACCAUAAAAAUCACUUCACUCCACACUGAACACUUUCGCUCAUAAACUAUUUCUUUUUACCUGAUUAACCCAAAAGAACAUAAAUUUAUCAGUUUAGCCCCCUAAAAAUCAAGAAUCAUGCUAAAGAUGGAGAUCAACGGUAGCACUUCGACGGCUACACCUACUGCCUCCGCCGUCGCUGUAGUCUCCGCGUCAGAAACCACCACUCCCGUCAGCUCUCCUUCUCUCACUUCUUCACCUCCGCCGUCUCUUUCGCCGCCGCAGCCGCCACAACCGCAGGUGGUGCUAAGUCCUUGCGCGGCUUGCAAAAUUUUGCGACGACGGUGCGCCGAGAAAUGUGUAUUGGCUCCGUAUUUUCCUCCGACGGAUCCGGCUAAGUUUACAAUCGCCCACCGUGUCUUCGGAGCUAGCAACAUUAUUAAGUUCUUGCAGGAACUUCCGGAAUCUCAAAGAACAGAUGCGGUUAAUAGCAUGGUUUAUGAAGCUGGCGCUAGGCUGAGAGAUCCGGUUUACGGUUGUGCGGGUGCAAUUUACCAUUUGCAGAGACAAGUGAGUCAGCUUCAAGCACAACUUGCUAAAACUCAAGUAGAACUAGUGAGCAUGCAACUCCAAAGAUCAGAUCUGCUAGAACUGUUUUAUAAAAUGGAACAAACGAAGUUAUCAGCCCAAGAAGGACAGCAGAAUAUGUCUUUUGAGAGUUCAUUUGAUAGUGGUGACGAGUUCAUUAGUAGCCCCGAUGAAGUGACCAAUGAUUUGGUAUUCCUUGAGGACACCAACAACAAUAACUCAUCAAUGUCGUGGUGGGAUCCUCUUUGGUGAUGAUCAUAACUUAUGGUAUUAUUAGCUCACUCUAAAGCGCUUUAGUGGUGACUUCCAUAUUCAUAUUAAAGACUUAGGAUAUGAUAUGGGAAGUUUUAAUAAUUUGUCUAAGUCAACCUAUCAUGUAUAAGCACGUAAGGGAACUGCUUCAAAUUUGUCAAACAUGUUACGUAUUAGUAUUAUGAGGGAUAUUUGAUAAAAGAGAGGUUGUAUUGAGAUUCAAAGAAUCUUCUCUUAACGCUAAUGAGAAGGAGUUAAUUGAGAUGCAUUUUAAAUUUAAUGGCUUCAAUAUUUGUUAAAUAUACUUUUUUUAUAAUUUGUUACUGUUUUUGUUCCACCUGAAAAGAGACUACAUUACAAUAAAGAAAGAAAAAGUAUGUCUUAAAAGAUACCGAACCACCACCGAAUGGAAAAAUCCAGUAUAUAAACAAACCAAAGUUUUACCGAGAAAUAUAACGUCACCAGCACAAUGCUAAAGUUUCGGUGUAACGAAGAAUUUGACAUUUUACGAAUUCUUCAAUCAAUAAUCAUUAUUUUUCUUCAGCAGGGCCAUCUAAUUAGGAGACAAUCAGUGCAAGCGUCCCAGAAUCCACACUCAUGUUUCCUGUAUUUUCAUAGUUAAACGGUCCGACUUUAUUUGUAUUUUAUGCAGAAAUUUAAAUAUAUAAUAAAUUAGAUUGAUUGUAAAAUUAACAUAUAUAAUUUAUGUGGACAGCAAAAUUAUAUGACAGCAGUACAUAUUUGAAGACGUUAGUUUUACUAAAAAUAGAUUUCAAAAUUGUCUGUUUUUCACGGGUGUAAAACCAGACAGUUGAUUCAUUAGGCUAGAUACAUAUAGAGUAUUACGUUUUGCUGAUUGUUCUAUUCAUGUCUGGAUUCUCAUACCAUAUUUUGUUUGAGUGAUAGAAUGAUUUUUAAAUUUGAUCAUAUUGUCGGUUUGGAAAUCAGUAAAAAUAUGUCCUUAUAAUUUAUCCUAAAUUAUAAUUUAUCCUAAAUAUCUGGCAUGUUGACCUGGAACAUAAUUUUCAUCGUCUAAAUUAGUGCUUCUAGCUCUAUAUAUGUUCAAAGGUAACAAAUUCUUCUUUUGGCUUUUAACCCUAAUAGCUACCCAUUUACUGAUUCAUCUUUCUAAACUCAUUUAUAUUUGCUGAACUAUGCGCCAAAAAUCCAUGGUUCAUCCAAUUUGUUUUGUAAACAUAAGGUUUGAGUUUUCAUUGGAUGUUGGAGUCUUUGUAUCUAUUUCAAAAUACAUUUUGCAUUCACCCUUAGCAUGUUCUACUAGCUUUAAAAGGUCUUUGGUGUUAUCUCAUAUCUGUAAAUAAUUUAUCAUCACAAGCUUUUCAAAAGUACCUAUGAAUAAAAAUCUCUAUUUAUCUCUAGAUUUUCUAUAUCAUUUUUUUCUAGAACAUGUAGUCCAAACUAGUACAAUUUUUUUGGCCAGAAAAAAACAUGUUGUCCAAAUUAAUUAAAAAAUAACCGUUUAAAGACUAAUUUUUAUCUUAAAACCCCUAAAAAUAUUGAGCUGGCCUGUGCGUAAGACUGAGAAGGUCCUUGUUUUCGUCUAACAUGCAGUAUCAUUUUCGUCUGACAAAUGUUUUGUUUUGUACUUUAUGAAUUAUAUUAAUACAAAAUUCGAAGUUCUUGAAAGCAUAUAUAUAAUGUGAAAGGUGAAAAAUCCAUUAGCUAAGGAAACGACGAAGACAUGACAAGUCCAGUAGACUAUAGCGAUCGAGUACAACACUACGCGUUUUGCUCCAUGUGACAGCAUGUACACAUAUGUGUAUGAUCUUUUUAUACGCACUCAUGUAUGUGUGGACAAAUAAAAUGUCAAUAAGGUUACUGAUGGAAUUAACUAACGACCUCGAUGUUAAAAAGAAAAUCUAACAGCUUUAAUGAUUGUGUUUCAAGGGUAAAAAUUAUAUGGACUAUUGACCAUAAUCAUUGUGUUCCGAUUGUCUCCAAAAUUUCUCUUUCGAUUAGAGUGAUGUGAUUCUCGGUAUACUUUAUUUUAAUUUAAUACAUUUCAGCUACCAAUUGAAGACCAGUAUAUCAUUCUUUCUUUUUGGCAUAAGAGAUAAGACGCAUAUUUCUAAAACUCACAUUUCCUAUUAAUCGUUUACGUAUAACCAAAAACACAAAAUGUGUUUGCCGACAGUUAUGAAUGGUCUAAUUAACACUCAACACUAUUCAUAUGAUUGGUCUAAUUAAACACUCAAUCAAAGAACAAAAUCAAUAGUGGUCGAAAACUAAUGUAUGCAUUUUACCGACAUCAUGUGCAUCACACGUGACUGCCAUGACAAGCAAAACAAUAGUAUGUGUAUCGUUAAUUCGUUAUUUGUCGGCAUGAAGUUGAUAUGACUAGUUACCACUAUGAAUUAUUGGCUAACAAGUAAAUAAACAAAAUUUAAUCUGAUCUAUUGAAUUCGACCAAAAAGUAGUAUCACAAUGUUUUGUAAUUUAAUAAAAGUAUAACAUUAAUUAAUCAAUAGUAUAUUAUUUCCAAAAAGAAAUUUGGAAGAAUGUUUUCUGAAUUUAGCUAUUAUUAUUUAUUAUUAUAGUGUCAACAUGGUGGCAUGAAAAAUGAAAUAAGUUUGUAUACAGUAACUUUGACCCAUGAAAGAAAAUAGCUUCAUACCGCUAAAGAUCUGUGGUCAAAGCAUAUAUAAACAAUUUAAAACAUCUCAAUUUUGUCUGAUUCUCAAAUCUUCGAGUGAAACACAUAUUAUUAAACCAUACAGGGGAGGGGUAGUCUGGUGUUAGAUUGAUUUUGACUCCAUGUUUGAAGAACCUCACGACAUCAAACAUGUAUAGCCAUGCAAACAUAUAACAUAUUUGAAAUAUUAUUUGAAUAACCACAUUGUGGUGGUGUAGUGGCAUCUGCUAGAGGAUGAGUUGUCAUGUUGGUCUAGGUCUGGAAUAAAUUUUCCUCUAGUGCGAAAUUAUUAGUUUCAUAUAUACCGACGCAGAUAUGGACUCAUUGCUUACGGUCCAUUUAAAUAUCUAGGAGAAAAUUUAUCUAUGGACUGCACUUCCCAUCAAGAAAUUAGGUAUUAUUCUUAAAUAGAUCUGAAUUUAAAAUUUUAAAUUCAAAAAGAAAUAUUAUUUAAAUAUUUGGAAAAAGAUUCCAUUUAUAGACUGUUUUUUUUUUUCUUAAAAACUAAUUUGAACGAUUUUGUAAACUAGAAAUAUAUCUAAACUAUAAAUAUAUAUAUAUAUAUAUGAAUAUCCGGGAAAAAGUUCAUUUGUGGGUUGCACCUUCCAUCUAAGGGUUAGAUUUAAUUCUUUAAUAAACAUGGAUUUAACUUUUUUAAAUUAAAAAAAAAAUUAUUUAAAUAUUUAGGAGGAAAAUUCAUCUAUAAAACUAGUUUGAACGAUUCUGUAAACCAGAAAUAUCUAAUAUUAGUCAUAUAUAUAUAUGUUUAUUAGGCUUAAAGAAUUAUAUAGCUAACAUGGGUUGAACUAGUGAUUACAUCAACAUAAGCUAAAACGUAAGCACCUAACAGGUUGUGAAAAUGACUUCUUUAGAAGAGACAGUUUAUUCAAAGUCCAAACAAUAAAACUCUCACUUUUGUGAAUUUUGAAUAAGGGUUUGACUAAUAACCACAAAAAACCUUACAAACCACUCUAUACCGCUCUAAAAUCUCUCAAAAUCAAAAGUUAAUCACAUCUAUCGUUUGCAAUUAUGUAUGAUUACACGCUGGUAAUAAAAAUAAUUUAUUUAAAGGAAAAUUAUAUAAAUUUAAAAAAUAAAAUAAAUUGAAAUAAUAAAUAUAUAUUGAUUUAUAUUAUAAAAUUUAAAACAAAAAGCAUUUGCUAUAAUUUUAUAGACAUUAAUAUAUAUGUAAAUA
Messenger RNA from Brassica rapa (field mustard), 10918 nucleotides. Its product is annotated as LOB domain-containing protein 11. Lineage: Eukaryota; Viridiplantae; Streptophyta; Magnoliopsida; Brassicales; Brassicaceae. The record is from RefSeq and is a predicted model, not a curated record.